This is a messenger RNA of Aureobasidium namibiae CBS 147.97, 789 nucleotides long. RefSeq lists its product as uncharacterized. The record is from RefSeq and is a predicted model, not a curated record. Lineage: Eukaryota; Fungi; Ascomycota; Dothideomycetes; Dothideales; Saccotheciaceae. The transcript is spliced from 2 exons. The coding region runs from base 1 to 789 and encodes 262 amino acids.
AUGACCAAGCACACCCCUUACCUGCAUUCAGAAGAAGACGAGAAGCACUUUUGGCAUGUCGACGAUGUGGACGUGAAAAGACAAAGUGUGAUGGUCAGCCAUGCCCAGACUGUGGAGACGAAGGCGUCGUCUGUGAUGGUGAAGAUUGUGGCCAUCCUGGUGGAGCUGUUGACAGAUGAUGGCAAAGACAAGGACUCGCCAGGUGGAUAUUUGGAACGGGGCCAUCCUGCCCGGAUGGGAAGGGGGUCGUCGCUCGCUACCAGAAGACCACCAGUGGAUCAAGCUCUGAACACAAGUAGCUACCAGAACUGGUACACCCCUAGAUUCAGAGGACUCGACGUGUCUCAUGCAGAACGGUCCGAAUCGCGAGGCGCGCAUGCUGAUCUUGCAUAUGCACGGUCCGCCGCUACAACACUCGCUCCAGCCAGCAGCAGCGUUGUUGCAACUCUUUCGAAAAAGUCAUUCAUUACAGCAAGCCGUGCAACAGAUUUGCGGCCAGAUACAGCACCCAUGACGCCACAGGACUUCCAGGCCGUCCUCCCCCGUCCAGAUGAACAACUCUGGCGGCAUACUACCGAUGCAUAUCAAGAGGUAUCCGGACCUUCGAAUAUGCGAAAAAGGAGCUUCGGAGCCAUGACAACCACUCAAGAACACCAUCAUCAAAGGGCCACACGUCAAUAUGGUUACGACUUUCCAUCCGGAAACCACGAAGCUGUUCCCAGCGGACAAGAUGAGUCAUCACCCGAGAGCGACGGAGACACGAGUGAUCACAUCAGGAUCGCAUUCUGA